This is a messenger RNA of Trichoplusia ni (cabbage looper), 1930 nucleotides long. RefSeq names its product esterase FE4-like. The transcript is spliced from 3 exons. The record is from RefSeq and is a predicted model, not a curated record. The coding region runs from base 80 to 1747 and encodes 555 amino acids. Lineage: Eukaryota; Metazoa; Arthropoda; Insecta; Lepidoptera; Noctuidae.
GUGUGGGCAUUAGUUGUAGGUUUCCAUAGACAGCAGGACGUGUGCCUCAUACACGACUGUUUUAUUGGUAGUUUCGUAAAUGAAUAUCGCGAUGUUGUUGCGGAUUGUAACCGCUGUCGCGGUACUAGCGCUGUGCAGGUGCGAUGAAGGCGAGUGGAAGGAAGUUCGUAUUUCUCAGGGAGUGCUCCGCGGUCGUAAGGAUCCCGAAGGGCCUUACGCCUUCUACAACAUCCCGUACGCCACAGCACCCACUGGACCGGACAGAUAUAAGGCUCCACUUCCACCACCUACGUGGUCUCAGCCAAGAGAUGCUGUGGAUGAACAAGUUGCAUGCUUCCAAGGGAAAACCCCUUAUGCAACAGUAGACACUAUGAAGGAAGACUGCCUCAUUGCAAACGUUUUUGUUCCCAAAACUAAGGAAAAAAAUCUUCCUGUCAUGGUAUACGUUCACGGAGGAGCUUUUGAAAUGGGUUCGGGAAAUAUGUGGACUCCUAAGUAUUUAGUAAGAGAAAAGAACGUUAUAGUAGUUACGUUUAAUUAUCGCCUCGGUGUGCAAGGAUUUUUAUGUCUUGGUACAGAGGACGCUCCGGGCAACGCUGGGCUGAAAGACCAAGUAGCACUACUUAAAUGGGUGCAGAAAAAUAUCGCCAGCUUUGGAGGUGAUCCCGACAACGUCACCAUUUUAGGAUUCAGUGCUGGGUCCAUUUCUGUGAAUUUACUGAUGCUGUCGAAGUCCGCAGAAGGACUUUUCACAAAAGUUGUCUCAGAUAGUGGAGUUAGUGUAUCAUCUUUUGCAACUCAAAUCGAGCCUUUAGAAAAAGCCAAAAAUUACGCCCGAAUGUUGAACUUCCACGAUGUCGACGAUUUUUAUGCUUUAAAAGCAUUUUAUAAGAAUACUCCGUUAAAAUCACUAGUGACUGGUACAUUUUUUGACAUUAAAAAUGUUUCGCUGAUAUUUUAUCCAUGUGUUGAACGCCAGACGGACAAAGAGGCUUUCCUUACCGAAGCCCCAAUCAAUAUAAUAAGAAACGGGAACUACAAGAAGGUCCCAGUUUUGGUCGGAGUUGAUAACAUGGAAGGAUUAGUGCAAAUGUCAAACUUCGAAAGAUGGAAAAGCGACAUGAAUGAAAACUUUUCCGACUUUUUAUCUGUUGAUUUACAAUUUGGAAGUGAAAAGGAAAAGAAAGAAAUAGCUCAAAAAGUAAAAGAAUUCUACUUUAAGGGCAAGCCUGUGUCAGAUGAAACAGUACUCGAUUACGUUGAAUACUUUGGUGAUGUUAUGUUUGCGUAUCCGACUCUCAGAACAGUUAGGCUUCAAGUAGAAAAUGGACAUGAUCAGAUAUAUUUGUAUGAGUAUAAUUUUGCGGAUGAACAAACACCUGUAGUGCCUCACACUAACGUGCGAGGAGCUGACCAUUGUGCUCAGUCGAUGGCAAUUUUCGAUGGAGUACAGUUUGUGACGAGUGAUGAAAGUAACUUAACGCCAGAAUAUAAAAGAAUGAAAGCGACAAUGAGAGACAUGUGGUACAACUUUGCAGUUUACGGUAAACCUGCACCAGAAGGUUCACCUUUACCAGCUUGGCCGGCGACAGACGCCAGUGGGUCUCCUUACAUGUCCUUGGGAAGAGAGAUUGAACUGCGGAAUUCAUUCUAUAAAAGGAGUGCUUCGCUUUGGGAUGGCUUGUAUCAGAAGUACUACAGAGAGCCACGGCCACCGCAGCCUCCAAAAGACCGCACUGACUUGUAGUUUCGUUAUUAUAAAAACUAUUAUAUAGUAACACGACUUACCGUCGUCGACUGGGGUCCCCAAAUAUUAGGACAAAAGGAAGAAGACCGAUCGACCAGGGGGCUAAAGAAAGAAGAGUUGUUUUGUGUUAAAAGAACAGUUAUUUACUGUAUUUAAACCCCAUUAUAAUGAAAGAAUUAACAA